GUCGAUACUCAGCUUCGGAGUAGAAUUCGGAGUAUAUUCAUUUAUUUUCUUAUCAGAAACUAAUCUAGGGAGGGAGUGGGGUCUCAUUGUGGGUUGUGGACGUCACUGGACUGACAGGACAGCCGCGGAGGUGAAAUACGGAAUAAAAAGAGCUCCCUCCUUCAGCCCUCCGCCUCCGCCUCACUCACCGAGCUCCCCUGCUUCCCUUCCCACCGGCCCACGAAACCUCAUGAUUCUGCGACAAUGAAGCCCGUCAUCGCUGUUCCUGCUAUUGCAGGCCUUCUCUAUCGCGCCUGGUCACACAAGACCCUCACCACUCUGGGUUUGGUCGCAGCUGGGCUGACGGCUUCAGCUCACGCCCUCCACCCGUGGUCGACCCCGUUUAUCCUCCUGGCCGUUUUCUACCUCGGUGGUAGCCGAGUUACCAAGGUCAAACACGACAUCAAAUCCCGCUUGACCCUCUCCGCGACCGGCUCCGAGGGCGGCGAAGGCCCUCGCACCCACGUCCAAGUCCUCGCCAACUCCAUCGUCGCCUCGGUGCUCAUCCUCGCCCAUACCUACGUUCUUGCGAAGCGGUCCACCGCCGGAUAUAAUGGAGGUCAAUGUUUCUCGAACGGUCACGACGUCGCGGACGUGUUGAUGGUCGGGAUCGUCGCGAACUACGCCGCCGUCGCCGCCGACACCUUCUCCUCCGAGCUCGGGAUCCUCUCCACCUCGAAACCGCGCCUAAUCACCUCGCCUACGUUCCGCGUCGUGCCCCCCGGCACCAACGGCGGGGUCACCGGCACCGGCCUCUUGGCGGGCAUGUUCGGCGCGUUCACCAUCGCGCUGUCGUCGGCGGCGUUCUUGCCGUUCUGCGACGGCGCCCAGGGCAGUGUCAGUGCCGUGGAUACGUUGAAGAGUCGCGCGGGGUGGGUUGCGGCUGUCACCGCUUGGGGAACCCUGGGCAGCGUGCUGGAUAGUGUCCUCGGCGGCUUAUUCCAGGCGAGUGUGGUGGAUAAGCGGACGGGGAAGAUCGUGGAGGGGUCCGGCGGAAAGAAGGUCCUUCUUCAUCCUUCCUCGACAAAAGCUGGUGUUUCUGCGAACAUGGCGGGUCUUACGCCGGCGCAUGGGGUCAGUAGCAGCAGUAGUGCGACGCAGCAGCUGCGGGCGACUGAGGAUGUGGCUAAUGCGGCCGCCGCAACGCUUAGAGGGAGCCGGGCCAGUAAGACGUCCGUCGGGUCGUUUUCGGCGGGAGAGACGACAACCGAUGAAGGGCAUGAGAGUCGGCGGGUGGAGAGCGGGCAUGAUAUUUUGGAUAAUAAUGCGGUGAAUGUGUUGAUGGCGCUUAUUAUGAGUGUUGGGGCGAUGGGGGUGGCGGGUUGGGUUUGGGGGGUGGAUGUUAAGGAUUUAGCGGGGUGGUAG
This is a messenger RNA of Aspergillus uvarum CBS 121591, 1404 nucleotides long. RefSeq names its product DUF92 domain-containing protein. Gene Ontology annotation, cellular component: membrane. The record is from RefSeq and is a predicted model, not a curated record. The coding region runs from base 244 to 1404 and encodes 386 amino acids. The transcript is spliced from 3 exons. NCBI's taxonomy places the organism in Eukaryota, Fungi, Ascomycota, Eurotiomycetes, Eurotiales, Aspergillaceae.